Octopus sinensis (East Asian common octopus) is the source of this 2027-nucleotide messenger RNA. Its product is annotated as zinc finger protein 271-like. Gene Ontology annotation, cellular component: nucleus. Gene Ontology annotation, biological process: regulation of transcription by RNA polymerase II. The transcript has 3 exons. Gene Ontology annotation, molecular function: DNA-binding transcription factor activity, RNA polymerase II-specific; RNA polymerase II cis-regulatory region sequence-specific DNA binding. Bases 591 to 1703 code for a protein of 370 amino acids. The record is from RefSeq and is a predicted model, not a curated record. NCBI's taxonomy places the organism in Eukaryota, Metazoa, Mollusca, Cephalopoda, Octopoda, Octopodidae.
GCAGUCAAAAACGACUGAAACAAGUAAAAAGAGUUAAAAGAACAGCGAGUAGAGCCAUCUAUUGGGUAAUUCAAGAAGUAAAUUCCAUAAAGGGAAACAACUUGCACAGAGUGUCGGUUCCAGCAGGUGCGACUUCGCUUCUUUAUAUUUCGCAUACGAAUAUCAGACAACUGUGACAUCAAAGAAUUGCUUUCAUCAGAUUCAUCAUCAACAUCUGUUAUCUUUUAAAGACCAAAGAAAAACGUUACAUCCGACAAAUAUAUAAACUCUGUGGUAAACUACUGUGAAAUAUUUCUUGCGAAUGGAGAUUAAUGGCGACAUUUCUCUACUGUACAGUCUGUAAUAUGUACAAGAUGAAUUUGCCUUCUAGUAAUUAAAUUUGGAUGAAGUUUCAAAUAUAUGUUUGUGGCAGCAUCAGGUGUUGAUGAAAAUCAGAAUUGAUGGAAAAACAGCUGUAAAAAAUUUCAAAGAAACGAACGAUAAAAAGUGAAACGAGAAAAUAAACGUAUAUUGUUCUGAGAGGCGAAAACUAUUCAAACAACAGAUACUGUUACAGACUUAAAGGAUUGAUUUAUUAUUUUGUUGAAGAGAUGCAGAAAGUGACCGAAAAAUCCUACCAUUGUGAUAUCUGUCAAAAAUCAUUUUGCCUAAAAGGUAACCUCAUUAAACACAAAUGUGUUAGUAGAGGUGAGAAACCAUAUCGUUGUGAUAUUUGUGGUAAGUCUUUCCCUAUAAAUAGUCACUUGGCUAUACAUAAACGCAUUCAUACAGGGGAGAGGCCAUAUCACUGUGAUGUCUGUGGUAAAUCUUUCUCUCUAAGUGGUAAUUUAACUGUCCACAAACGUAUUCACACAGGAGAGAAACCACAUCCCUGUGAUAUUUGUGGUAAAUCAUUUUCUGAUUCGAGUCACUUAAAUACACACAAACUCAUCCAUACAGGAGAGAAGCCAUAUCAUUGUGAUGUCUGUGAUAAAUCCUUCUCGAAAAAUGGGGAUUUGACUAAACACAUACGUAUUCAUACAGGAGAGAAACCAUAUCACUGUGAUAUCUGUGAUAAAUCAUUCUCCCAAAGUAGUGAUUUAACCAGACACAAGCGUAUUCAUUCAGGAGACAGACCGUAUCACUGCGAUAUCUGUGGUAAAUCAUUCUCUGUAAGUUGUCAUUUAACUAUCCAUAAACGUGUUCAUACAGGAGAGAAGCCAUAUGACUGUGGUAUCUGCGGUAAAUCCUUCUCUGAAGCUAGCCACAUAGCUAAACACAAACGUAUUCAUUCAGAGGAUAAACCAUAUCAGUGUGAUAUCUGUAAUAAAGCAUUUUCUGAAACUAGUGAUUUAACUAAACACAAACGUAUUCACACAGGAGAAAAACCAUACAACUGCGAUGUUUGUGGUAAAUCAUUCUCUCAGAUAAAUACUUUACAGACUCACAAACAUAUUCAUUCGGGAGAAAAACCAUAUCACUGCGAUACCUGUGGUAAAUCAUUCUCUCAAAAAAAUACCUUGUGCUCUCACAAACGUACUCACACGGGAGAAAAACCAUACAACUGCGAUAUCUGUAGUAAAUCAUUCUCUCAUAUCAAUACCUUAUGUACUCACAAACAUAUUCAUUCAGGAGAAAAACCUUACAACUGUGAUAUUUGCAGUAGAUCAUUCUCUUAUAAAAGCCAGUUAGCUUCUCAUGUAGCUGUUCAUUUAGGACUAUAACUGUCAAUGUCCAAAUUCAAUACUUAACACAGCAACAAACUUUCUAAGACUAUUCCCCACGACACACACACACACACACACACACACUAAAACGAUUUUUACCUUGACACUUCAGUAAUCUCAUUUUGAUUCCCUUUUUGAAAUAUUUUAAAGCUGGAUACCUUCCUUGAUGCCAGUCUUUUAAGCACCAUUUACACUACAUAAGAUAUACCUAUUUCUUUACUACCCAUGAGGGGCUAAACACAGAGGGGACAAACGAGGGCAACCAAAUGGAUUAAAUCGAUUAUAUCGACCCCAGAGCAUAACUGGUACUUAAUUUAUCGA